UCGGUCGACGGUUCGCAGGGGAGGAGGCGGCGGGAGGCGGAGGAGGCGGCGGCGAUGGAGGUGAAGCGGCUGAAAGUGACCGAGCUGCGGUCGGAGCUGCAGCGGCGGGGCCUGGACUCGCGCGGCCUAAAGGUGGAUCUGGCGCAGCGGCUGCAGGAGGCGCUGGACGCCGAGAUGCUCGAGGACGAGGCCGGCGGUGGCGGGGCCGGGCCCGGCGGGGCCUGCAAGGCGGAGCCUCGGCCUGUGGCCGCGUCGGGCGGUGGCCCGGGCGGGGACGAGGAGGACGACGAAGAAGAGGAGGAGGAGGACGAGGAGGCGCUGCUGGAGGACGAGGACGAAGAGCCACCCCCUGCCCAGGCCUCGGGCCAGGCCGCGCAGCCGCCGCCGGAGCCCCCGGAGGCGGCAGCCAUGGAGGCCGCGGCCGAGCCUGAUGCUUCCGAGAAGCCGGCGGAGGAGGCCACGGCCGGGUCAGGUGGGGUAAAUGGUGGCGAAGAGCAGGGCACCGGCAAGGGGGAGGAAGACGAGCCGGAGGAGCGGAGCGGGGACGAGACGCCGGGAUCCGAGGCGCCGGGUGACAAGGCCGCAGAGGAACAGGGAGAUGACCAAGAUAGUGAAAAGUCAAAACCAGCAGGCUCAGAUGGUGAGCGGCGGGGGGUAAAGAGACAGCGGGAUGAGAAGGAUGAACAUGGCCGAGCUUACUAUGAAUUCCGAGAGGAGGCUUACCACAGCCGCUCAAAGUCUCCACCACCCCCUGAAGAAGAGGCAAAAGAUGAGGAGGAGGAUCAGACUCUCGUGAACCUGGACACAUAUACCUCGGAUCUCCAUUUUCAAGUGAGCAAAGACCGCUAUGGAGGGCAGCCACUUUUCUCAGAGAAGUUCCCCACCCUUUGGUCUGGGGCAAGGAGUACUUACGGCGUGACAAAGGGGAAAGUCUGUUUUGAGGCCAAGGUAACCCAGAAUCUCCCAAUGAAAGAAGGCUGCACAGAGGUUUCUCUCCUUCGAGUUGGAUGGUCUGUUGAUUUUUCCCAUCCACAGCUUGGUGAGGAUGAAUUCUCUUAUGGUUUCGAUGGACGAGGACUCAAGGCAGAGAAUGGGCAGUUUGAAGAAUUUGGCCAGACUUUUGGGGAGAAUGAUGUCAUUGGCUGCUUUGCUAAUUUUGAGACUGAAGAAGUAGAACUUUCCUUUUCCAAGAACGGUGAAGACCUCGGUGUGGCGUUCCGGAUCAACAAGGAAUCCCUGGCAGAACGGGCCCUCCUACCCCAUGUCCUCUGCAAAAAUUGUGUUGUAGAAUUAAACUUUGGUCAGAAGGAGGAGCCCUUCUUCCCACCACCAGAAGAGUUUGUGUUCAUUCAUGCUGUGCCUGUUGAGGAGCGUGUGCGCACUGCAGUCCCUCCCAAGACCAGAGAGGAGUGUGAGGUGAUUCUGAUGGUAGGACUGCCUGGAUCUGGAAAGACCCAGUGGGCACUGAAAUACGCAAAAGAAAACCCUGAGAAAAGAUACAAUGUCCUGGGAGCUGAGACUGUGCUCAAUCAAAUGAGGAUGAAGGGGCUUGAGGAGCCAGAGAUGGAUCCCAAAAGCAGAGACCUUUUAGUUCAGCAAGCCUCCCAGUGCCUUAGUAAGCUGGUCCAGAUUGCUUCCCGGACAAAGAGGAAUUUUAUUCUUGAUCAGUGUAAUGUGUACAACUCUGGCCAACGGCGGAAGCUGUUGCUGUUCAAGACUUUCUCUCGGAAAGUGGUGGUGGUUGUUCCUAAUGAGGAAGAUUGGAAGAAGAGGCUGGAGUUGAGGAAGGAAGUGGAGGGAGAUGAUGUGCCUGAGUCUAUAAUGCUGGAGAUGAAAGCCAACUUCUCUCUGCCUGAAAAAUGCGACUACAUGGAUGAGGUGACAUACGGGGAGCUGGAGAAGGAGGAAGCUCAGCCCAUUGUCACUAAGUACAAGGAGGAGGCAAGGAAGCUGCUGCCCCCUUCCGAGAAGCGGACAAACCGCCGAAACAAUCGAAACAAGCGCAACCGGCAGAACCGAAGCCGAGGCCAAGGCUACGAUGUGGAGCCAGGACCCCACGCCAGCUGUCUGAGCGCGCUCUCCGUUUCUCUUCCAGUGGGCGGGCAGCGCCGAGGCUACGACAACCGGGCCUACGGGCAGCAGUACUGGGGGCAGUCUGGAAACAGAGGGGGUUACCGUAAUUUCUACGAUCGAUACAGGGGAGACUAUGAUCGAUUCUACGGGCGAGAUUAUGAGUACAACAGAUACAGAGACUAUUACAGACAGUACAAUCGGGAUUGGCAGAAUUACUACUACCACCACCCCCAGGACAGAGACCGAUACUACAGGAACUACUACGGUUACCAAGGGUAUCGGUGAAGCCCCUGUUGUUCUCGCCUGUCAGCCAUGAAGCUGAAUCUCUAGGGGUGCCAGGCACCCCCCAAAACACAACCAAGGAAAACAGGGGCUGUUCGGGUGGGGCUGAGCUGCCGGGGAGGGGCGGUGGGGGGGGGAGGGUGCGCAAGCAGGGGCAGGGGAGGGGGGAGGCGGAAACAACAAAACUGUACAUUUUUUUUAAAAGUUUGUUGAAAAGAAUAUUGUCUUAUUCUAUAAAACAUUUCAAACCUAGUUAGAUAUUUGUAAUCAAAAAACAUUUGCGCAGAAAGUGGCACUUAGGGCUGCCUGUCCUAUAUCCUGCAGUUGGACAGGAAAAGAACUGAAAAUGUCACCCUCCUGACAUUCUGAGGCAGCUGGCCUGGCAGCCAAGGAAGGGAGAGUGAUGAGGUGGCGCGGAGAGGGCGGGCACGCACGUGAGGGCACUCUCUCCAGAGCAGGCAGGCGCGGGGACAGACGGACCGCUUGUGACUGGGGCAGUGAAAAUAAACGAUUGGCUCUUAUCAAUCACUUGCACCAACUAACCGUUUGUAUUUUCUUUACCGACCUUUCCCUCUCGGGAUAUCUGGUCUGGUGGGCUGGGAGGCCAAAGUGUCCCUGUCUCCACUUCCCCAUGCCUCGUGCUGUUUGGCUGAGGCGCGGAGGCUACCAGUUGGGUGGUUCUGUUAGAUGGCGUUCCCAGGCCAAGGCAGCACGGGGACUGUUCGUGACCGCAGAGCAGAAUAGCUUCCUCCCUCUGUGCGCCCCGUAAUGAAUUUCCUACAGAACCUCGAGGGAGAAGGGCAUUGCCGCCUUCAGCCUGAAGACUGUGAUUUUACCAGUCUCUACUCUCUGUCUUCCAAGCUCGAGACAGGCGGGAAGUCUCUGAAAUCAUCUCUGUUAGAGUAUCUGUCCUCUUCUAGUGCGAGAGAAGGAACGGUUCUCAGGGUUUCAGCUCACACAGAAACGAAGCAGGAUUCUUUUUGCUGCAGCAGGAUAUGUAUAUAGGUGAAUCCUGUGGUGUGGGCUCCGGGGCCCAGGUGCUGAGAAUAGCAACUAUUUUAUACAAUGUGGAGGGCACAAGCCCUGCUGGUUUUUUUGAUACACAGGUAGAGAGUGGAUAGGAGGGGGGUGGGGGGUGGGAGGCAGCUCAGUGGGGCUGCCGAAACAGGGGAAGAGCGAGAAUGGGAGCGUGUGUACCGUGUGCAUGAGAAGGGGGCACCCCCUCCCGACUUCUUGAAACCGGAUUCCUCCAGGGGUGCUGUCCCUGCGUGUCCCCAGAGAGGCCUCUAGCCAAGAGACUUCAGUUGGGAUAGUUUUUGUUUGUGACUUUACCAACACCCUCCCAGUUCUUGACAAACAGCUUUCGGUGGCUGGGCUCAGGAAUCCGGGGGGGGGGGGAUAUGGGAAUGCUCUGUCAGUACUCCGCGCUUCACUUGUAAGUCAUCCUCCCGCUCGGCGUUGUGUCAGCCAAGAGCUUACUCCGCAAACACCACGUACAGCCCGGCUUGGGCUGCCCGCCGAGGCUUCACUUCCGUUUCCUCACCUGGGCAGUUCUCGGGUUAAAAUUUUGUGCUGAGAUUUGACCUUCCUCUCCCUUGGCCAUCAUUCCCUCCAUGCAGCCCUCCUCUAGGCGUGCAGGCCCACACCCUAGUCCUCCAGUCACCCCUGACCCAUACACCCUUCUGCCCCUCAAGUACCUCUGCCCCCGAGACUGGCGAGGGGUGCUGGUAGGAAGUCGGCUUGCUCCUAAUGAUGUCCUUUCUGUUGGUGCCUGCUUCCUUGUGCCCUCAUGGAUUUGCGUGUGGCAGUGGGUGGAGUGAUUGCAUGAACUUUGCUGUAAUCCACUAACUACUUAUUAAGGGAGUCUGAGAAAGCUUUGCUCGUAGUGUCAGGCACGGAGGUAAAAACUGGAGCCCAAAGAAAUUCCCGUAGGGCAAGAUUAUGUAACGAUAGAAAAUCGAAUCUGAGGCAGAAGUUGCCAUCUCUUUUCCAAAUGUUCCGUCCUCCAGCGAAUAGCAUCUCUCUAUAGUCUCUGACGCGGUUUGUGGAUGCUGGGCCCUCGGGGCAGGGGGCCAAAACUCAAGCCGUCUGGAGGUCGUCGGGGGUGGGGGAGGGCUAGGGGAGGGACUUGCUGUUAAUUUCUGACACCAGAAAGUCAUCUUAAAAAAAAAAAAAAGCUGUUUUUCUGAUGGAUGGAGUGUGAAACUGCCACAUCCUCGUUGGUUUAACCCAAGAGAUCACUUACAACAACAGUAGAUGUCUGGGUUUUGUUUAUGUCUUUUUAUUGUGAAAAAACGAUGUUAAGGGGGGGAGAUGUGGGUUACCAGGAGGGAUCCCUAGCGUUGUUUUCCUUAGAGGAUUUGUUUAGUGUUUUAUCAGACGUCUGUUGUAGUUGUUGUAGAUGGAAACGCACACCACAUGGAGCCUGUAAAUGUUUUUGCACAACCUGUAAAGCAUUCUUGGAAGUGGCCAGUAAAAAAGGGUUUUACCGUUUAAAAAAAAAAAAAUGUAACUGUGUCAUUGUUUACAUCUGUAACGUUUUCCUCCCCUGUUCUCAUUACACCCUGGCGAAAAUGUAGGCACAGUAGCUUCCAGUUUUAGAAUAAAUAACCAUUUGGAUUGAAUUCACCCUA
Callorhinus ursinus (northern fur seal) is the source of this 4988-nucleotide messenger RNA. It is a transcript of the gene HNRNPUL2, whose product is annotated as heterogeneous nuclear ribonucleoprotein U like 2. Gene Ontology annotation, biological process: alternative mRNA splicing, via spliceosome. Gene Ontology annotation, cellular component: nucleus. Gene Ontology annotation, molecular function: protein binding; RNA binding. NCBI's taxonomy places the organism in Eukaryota, Metazoa, Chordata, Mammalia, Carnivora, Otariidae. The record is from RefSeq and is a predicted model, not a curated record.